UACGGAUGGGAAGAGGGUGAGGCCAAGGUGAAAAAAAGGGUAGUGUACAGGUCCAUGUAUCUAUAUAACGCAGCUUGUUCUUGUUCACUUUCCCCAAUUUUCUCUUGACGCAGAAAGAAAGAAAUCUCUUUGAUGGGUUUCCCAGUGGGGUACUCGGAGCUCCUGUUCCCGAAGCUUCUCCUUCACAUCCUCUCCCUCUUGGGCCUCCUCAGGAAGCUGAUUUGCAGCCUCCUCCGCUUCAUGGGCCUCCACGACUUCCUCGAGCCCGACAUUGCCGCCUGGCCCGAAACCCGAAUGCCCGAAGAAUUCGAGUCCGUGUCGGCCACGCUCAUCCGGGAAAUCCUGCCGGUGGUGAAGUUCCGGGAGCUGGUGGACCCCCCGGAGACGUGCGCGGUGUGUCUGAGCGAGUUCGAGGAAAACGAUGAGAUCAGACAGCUGGCGAAUUGUCGCCACAUAUUCCACCGAGGAUGUUUGGACCGUUGGAUGGGGUACGAUCAGAGAACAUGCCCUCUCUGCAGAAUGCCCUUUAUACCCGACGAAAUGCAAGGUGCUUUUAUUGAGAGACUCUGGGCUGCCUCUGGUAUCGCUGAAUAUCCGCAUGUUGCUCCUUUCUAGUAUCAUUCAUAUUUCCUUAUUUUACUUUUUUGGGGAAGGGAUAUCAAAAGCCAUAACCAGAAGAGGUUCUUUUGAUUUCGUGGUUUUUUUUUUGUGUAUGUGUAUAUAUACAGAGACCUCUAUCAAUUGUAUAUCGAUUUCUCUUAGAUGAUGGAUUUUUUUAGAAUUGGGAGAUCUGGUUCAUCUCAUAUUUUGACCUGUAUAACAUAAUUGGAAAUUAAUUAUGUUUUGAUUCA
Messenger RNA from Glycine soja, 851 nucleotides. RefSeq names its product probable E3 ubiquitin-protein ligase RHA1A. Gene Ontology annotation, molecular function: ubiquitin protein ligase activity. The record is from RefSeq and is a predicted model, not a curated record. Gene Ontology annotation, biological process: protein ubiquitination. Bases 133 to 615 code for a protein of 160 amino acids. The transcript has a single exon. NCBI's taxonomy places the organism in Eukaryota, Viridiplantae, Streptophyta, Magnoliopsida, Fabales, Fabaceae.